This is a messenger RNA of Pelobates cultripes (western spadefoot toad), 258 nucleotides long. The record is from the annotation of a GenBank genome assembly. NCBI's taxonomy places the organism in Eukaryota, Metazoa, Chordata, Amphibia, Anura, Pelobatidae.
AUGUACUCAGGGCCAGCCACAACAAAGCUCGACCUUUCAGAAAACUACCCGACCAUCAGGGUUUUUGCCGACCUCUCUGCUACAACGUUCCGCAGGCGGAAGGAAUUCUCCCAGGUUGUUGAUACUCUGCACGCCAUCCGAUUCCGCUGGGGGUUCCCAACAAUAAUGCUGGUCACCAGAGAAGGCAGCAUAGCAGUGAUCACAUCGCCGGAAGACGGUCUUCGCAAGCUACAGACCUGGGGCAUACAUUUUCCAUAA